Molecule: messenger RNA, 717 nt
Organism: Thlaspi arvense
Lineage: Eukaryota; Viridiplantae; Streptophyta; Magnoliopsida; Brassicales; Brassicaceae
Source: the annotation of a GenBank genome assembly
AUGGGACACUUGAAGUCACGAGGUGGAGUCUUACCACAGUCGAUAAGAAGCUCAAGAGCAAUGGGAAGAACCAGGUCAAUAUUGAGAACCUUGGCUCUAAUGGUGGUGCAGAGACAAACCGCUGCGUCAAGACCCACUAAACCUCCAAGAAGCGGGCAACACGUAGCCUUUGCCGCGUCGAUUGGACAAGUCUCCGGUUUAGGUGUUGCUGGAGGUGGAGGAGGACAUGGGGUUGGUGGAGGUGGUGGUGGCGGACAGGGUGUCUCUGGAGUUGGAGUUGGCGGUGGCGGUGGCUUCACGGUGGGCGGUGGAGGAGUAUAUGGUGUAGGAGGAGGUGGUGGUGUUAGUGGAGUUGGCGGUGGCGGGGGCUUGACGGUUGGCGGUGGAGGAGUGUAUGGUGUAGGAGGUGGUGGUGUUAAUGGAGUUGGCGGUGGCGGUGGCUUCACGGUGGGUGGUUUUGGAGAGUAUGGUGGGGGAGGAGGAGGCGGCGGCUUAACGGUGGGUGGAGGUGGUGGCGGGGGCUUGACGGUGGGUGGUUUUGGAGUGUGCGGAGGUGGAGGGCAUGGAGUGGGAGGAGGUGGAGGCUUAACGGUUGGCGGUUUUCGGGGUGGAGGAGGUGGUUUAACGGUGGGUGCCUUAGGCGGUUUAGAGGGAUGUUUAGGCGGUUUAACCGGAUGUGGAGAUGGUUUGGGAGGGUCACUACAGUCACAAGCGUAA